This is a messenger RNA of Scomber japonicus (chub mackerel), 2703 nucleotides long. It is a transcript of the gene klhdc10, whose product is annotated as kelch domain containing 10. The transcript has 9 exons. Bases 144 to 1310 code for a protein of 388 amino acids. NCBI's taxonomy places the organism in Eukaryota, Metazoa, Chordata, Actinopteri, Scombriformes, Scombridae. Gene Ontology annotation, biological process: positive regulation of stress-activated MAPK cascade. Gene Ontology annotation, molecular function: protein binding. The record is from RefSeq and is a predicted model, not a curated record.
CGGCCGAGGGGAGGGUAAAAUUUGUGAAUGGCUUCAAACUGAUUGAAACAAGGAAGGGUUUAUAAUGUUUUAUCAGCACUUUAGCAGAUGUUGUUUUUAUUUGAUGUGACAUUCUUCAGGACUGGAUUGUAACGGGGGAAACGAUGUCGGACGCUGAAGGUGCUCGCAGUGCAGACCAGCUGAAUAAAUUCAAGAGGCUGACAGGCAGGCCGCCGCACGGUGAGACGGUAGCAGGUCAUCGUAAUCCCCCUGCACGCAGCGGACAUCGCUGUGUUGCUGACAACACUAACCUGUAUGUGUUUGGAGGAUACAACCCUGACUACGAUGAGUCCGGUGGCUCAGAGAAUGAAGACUAUCCACUGUUCAGGGAGCUUUGGAGGUACCACUUCGCCACAGGCUGCUGGCAGCAGAUUCGAACAGAGGGCUACAUGCCCACAGAGCUGGCAUCUAUGUCAGCUGUUUUGCACGGGAACAACCUCCUAGUGUUUGGCGGCACUGGGAUCCCAUUUGGUGAAAAUAAUGGUAACGACGUUCACGUUUGUAAUGUGAAGUACAAGCGAUGGUCUCUGCUCAACUGUCGGGGGAAGAAGCCCAACAGAAUCUAUGGACAGGCGAUGGUCAUUAUAAAUGGCUUCCUCUACGUAUUUGGAGGGACAACGGGUUACAUAUACAGCACAGACCUGCACAGGCUGGACCUGACCACCAGGGAGUGGAUCCACCUCAAGCCCAACAACCCUCCUGAUGACCUGCCUGAGGAACGGUACAGACAUGAAAUAGCACAUGACGGACAGAGGAUCUACAUUCUGGGAGGAGGAACUUCCUGGACAUCAUACCCUCUGGACAAGAUACAUGCAUACAAUCUGGAGACCAAUUCCUGGGAGGAGAUUACAACUAAACCUCAUGACAAAAUAGGAUAUCCUGCUCCAAGGAGAUGCCAUAGCUGCGUGCAAAUUAGAAACGAUGUAUUUAUUUGUGGAGGCUACAACGGGGAGUUGAUAUUAGCUGAUCUGUGGAAGAUUAACCUGCAGACUUUCCAGUGGAGUAAACUACCAGCGGUGAUGCCCGAGCCCGCCUACUUCCACUGUGCUGCUGUCACCCCAGCUGGCUGCAUGUACAUUCAUGGUGGUGUAGUGAACAUCCACGAGAACAAGAGAACUGGCUCUCUGUUUAAGAUCUGGCUGGCGGUGCCCAGUCUGCUGGAGCUGUGCUGGGAGAGGCUCCUCAAGGCCUUUCCCCACCUGACAUCACUCCCCACCAUGCAGCUGCUCAACCUGGGCCUCACACAGGAACUCAUUGAACGUUUGAAAUAGGCCACACAGUGGAGCACAGACAGAUGAAUGGAUGGAAAGGGCUGGGUUUGGGAACGGGAGGAGAUGAGGUCUGACAGAGCACAGAAUUGAAUUCACAGAAAAAUUCUCGGGAAAAUGCCCUCCCCCCACCCCACCCCGCCUAACGUAGCCCCGCCUUAAAACCAAAAACAAUGGGAUGCCUUUUUGUUGUUUUAGUCUUUAUUUUUUUGCAGUUAGAGUUCUGACACAUACAGAAAACAAAUGCGGGAUGUUUUAUGGAUUUUACUCAACGCUUCUCCCCCCUCCGCCACCAUUGUUCCUUACAUGUUGCCUUUGUGUCAAACUAAGUAUGAAGUCAGCUUCUCGCCCUUGUGACAGCUGGAAAUACUUUAUUUUGCCAUGUCAUGUUUUCAAAGACUCCCUUCUCCCAUUUUUAAAAAAAAAAAUAGCCUUCUUCACUACUUUUAAGAAUUCUGUGCAAAGGAAGACUGCAUGCAUAUUUAUUUGAAGGACGAACAGUUUUCUUGGGAUAUUCUCAUCACCUGUUGUUGCUGUUUGCACACUUUGUCUUGCAUAUUUGUCAGCAUUUAAUUUUUUUUAAAAACAGAUCCCAUAAGCGACGAUAACCAUAGUGAUGGUUUUAGUCUACACAAGUGGCAGACAUUGUUUUUUGCUGAAGGGUAGUACCAGUGUUUUUGCACAUUUUUUGCCAAUUUACUACAAAUCACAUCAUUUAAAUCAUUGCUGACCAUUUGUUUCAUGGUAUAAAAAAUCUACUUCCAGAAGCUUGAAAUUUGAGUUUGGUAGUCGAGUUUUAGUUUGUCUGGCUUUUAUUUAUUGUUGAAGUUGCAUUAUCCUUAGAUUACAUAAAUAAAAGUAGACAUGGUGUUAACUUUUAGGAAUGACCUAUUUUAAGUUGUUUUCAUGCCAAAUUAAUGGAAACCAGUGUCUGCCUGAAGCAAAGGAAAAACUAAAUGUGAUUUGUGGUGAAUUGACUCAAACAUACACAAAUACUGUAUGCCCUCUAUUGAUGUGAAAGAAAUGUUAAAUGCUGAUUUUGCCUGUGUCUGAGCCUUUGUAUUUCCUGUACUUGCCAUCAUACAUUAUGUUACAGCCUAGUCUUGAGAAUUCUCUGCAAAAAAAACCCAAGGAAGGUGGGUAUCCUCAAAGAUCAAAAUGUUUUCUAAAAAGUAAUAAUUUCACAUCCAUCCUGUUUGCUCACAGUUUUCAUUUGUAAACCAAACCAUGCAACAUAUCACUGUGAAUUUGGUGCUCUUUAAAAAUUAAUUUAAAAAUGCUUUUAUUCGAAUAAAGACUUAAUUCUGUUCAGACUUUUACUCCCUCUCUGUUGAUGACAUUGAAAUCGUUUUGCACGGGGAGUUGCUUCAGUAGCAGGCUCACACAAACAUACUGC